Messenger RNA from Hirundo rustica (Barn swallow), 715 nucleotides. It is a transcript of the gene LYPD6, whose product is annotated as LY6/PLAUR domain containing 6. The transcript is spliced from 5 exons. Bases 173 to 715 code for a protein of 180 amino acids. Gene Ontology annotation, biological process: positive regulation of canonical Wnt signaling pathway. Gene Ontology annotation, molecular function: acetylcholine receptor inhibitor activity. The record is from RefSeq and is a predicted model, not a curated record. NCBI's taxonomy places the organism in Eukaryota, Metazoa, Chordata, Aves, Passeriformes, Hirundinidae.
CUCAGCAGGAGCUGCGCCUCUUCCCAGGGCUUGGCUUCGCUGGAAAACUCGGGAAAUCCUCCGUGGAAGCCUCAAAGUUGGGAUGGAUUUGGGAUGAUGCCAUAAAAUAUCCCUCCUGCUGCUCCAUCGGUGGGGAUUCUCGGCCGCCGCAUGAGCAGGUGCUGGCCGGGCCAUGGCCUGGCCGCCGGGGCUGCUGCUGCUGCUCCUGCUGCUGUCCGGCCGCGCUCCGGCCGCGCGCAGCCGCGACUUCACCGCCAAGGACAUCGUCUACCUCCACCCCUCCACCACGCCGUAUCCUCAUGGAUUUAAGUGUUUCACCUGCGAAAAGGCCUCAGAUAAUUAUGAGUGCAACCGCUGGGCUCCGGAUGUUUACUGCCCCAGAGGAACAAGGUACUGCUUCAGCCAGCACAUGAUGAAGGCCAGCGGGGAGAGCGUCUCGGUCACCAAGCGCUGCGUGGGCCUGGAGGAGUGUCUGAGCACGGGCUGCAGCUACAUCAGACACGAGGAGUACAAGGUGUGCACGUCCUGCUGCGAGGGCAGCAUCUGCAACCUGCCCCUGCCGCGGAACGCCUCGGACGCCGUGUUCGCCACGCUGUCACCGCUGAGCGCCGCGCCGCCGCUGUCCCCUCCCGGCCUGGCGACACCGCUCGGGCUCUGCCUGGCGCUGCUGGCACAGCGCGGGCUGGCCGCCGCAGCGACGGGACAGCGAUGGUGA